AUGCUUAUCAGUCCAUCGAGCGGUAUGCAGAGGCAUCAGCGCCAGCACCGGCGACAAAACUCUAUCCCAGUUGCUCUGGAGGCAGCCAAAGCACCACUCCUUCCAGCAGCAGCCAUGCAACGUUACUCAAUGCACAAACGAGGGAUGAGUCUGAACCAGCCUACUGCCAAUCUGCAGCCCAACCCUAUCUCAACAAGCCAAGGCCAAUAUACAAACGUUCUACGUGAGACGCAACAGCAACGAACGAGUCAACUCAACCAGCAGUCCUACUUUGACGAGUCUCAACAUCAAAUAAUAUCCAAUGCAGUCAAUACAGAUGGCCAACGACUUGACACCAGAGGCCUCAACGUUUAUACUAACCAAUAUAGCAAUGAAAAUUCCCCUAUAAAUGCUUGCAUGAACUCUGGCGGGCUGAACAUCAAGAACACCAAUACAAAGAGUCGCCGACUCAAGCCCGCCAUUCAGCCCAUCCAGCAUCAGCAACAGCAACAACAACCCGGCCAGGAAACUAUGAUCUUUGCCGAGCCUCAGCUGAUCGGGGACGGAACAUGGAAUCCCUAUCUAGUCAACCAAUCUAUGCUAGCUCAAAUGUACGAUCUACGGCGUGCGUCUGUUCAAUCGGAUAUAUCUCAGCAGUCCUACAUUCCAACAACACCACCGAAACAACUGCAGUCCAAUUACGUACCCAUCACCCCGGAUACUACACCGUUUCGCAGAGGUACAGAGUUUGCUCCAUUCUUGCAAAACGUACACACAUCACCUAUCAAGAAUAUAGCCUAUCAGACUCAGCCUGCUUAUAUGCAGAGAACUAAGUCACUUCAAGGAGUUCCAGGAAGCAAUUAUGCCGAGCCCAAGAUUGAUGCCCCUUCUCCCCCUAACACUGCCCCCGUUGACUAUGAUUGUUAUGAUUUGCUUACUUCACAGGAGAGUGAUUUCGAAAGUACAGAGUUUCAAGUCGUAUCCAAGAGCAUGUCUAUCAAAUCGGAGGAUCAGGAAACCUACAACACACAAAUUCUUUCCGCCACCCACUCAUUCCAGUCGUCGCCUGAGAUAGCAUACAUGCCGCUGCCUGCUCCAAGUCCAAUCAAGGCACCCAAAGUUCCCAUCAGCGCAGCCACUCCAUCUAAGCCAAGCUCGAUAAGGUCGAACAGUCCGCCAGCGGAUCUGUCGCCAAGCAAAACCAAACUGUCUCCCAAGGUUGCUUCUAUCGAUAGCUUGAAUCUUGAUGCCCGCGUCCAAGCUUCCAUCACCGAGACAGGUAUUAGCAUCGAUGAAAUCGCAGCUUACAUUUCCGGACCCGAUCCCAUUGACGGGAAAUGGGUCUGCAUUCACCCUGGCUGUGACAGGCGCUUUGGAAGAAAAGAAAACAUCAAGUCUCAUAUCCAGACACAUCUUGGUGAUCGGCAGUAUAAAUGUGACCAUUGCGACAAAUGCUUUGUUAGAGGACACGACCUGAAGCGACAUGCCAAGAUACAUACUGGUGAUAAGCCUUAUGAAUGUCUGUGUGGGAAUGUCUUUGCUCGACAUGAUGCCUUGACCCGUCAUCGUCAACGAGGUAUGUGUAUUGGAGGUUACAAAGGUGUCGUUCGAAAGACAACCAAGCGUGGUCGCCCCAAGAAGAGCCGCCCAGACAUGGAGGAGCGACAAGACAAAGCUGCGCGAACUCGUGAAAAGGUCUCCAAUAGCUCGGCUAGCAUGUCUGUGUCUAGCUCAGAUAGCUCAUGUAGCUCCCCGCCUUCAGAUGGAUUUGAGAGCAUGAGCAUCCAAGCAUCUAGUCCCUUGGAAGAUAUGGCCAUGUUUGAAUCGACAAACUACUGUUUACCAUCGGAGGUUUUCUCUUUCACACCCCCGGCGUCUCCAGGGUUCAGCACCGGCCAUAACUCUUCGCCAGGCCAGAGCUCCCGUUCUUACAGCCCAUUGAGUGAUAUCGGAUCAGUGUCUCGUACUUCCUCCCGACAUCCUCUUGAAGACAUUUCAGAAGAUAUCCCUGAUCUACCACCAAUCUCAGAGGCUGCGGGUUGCUUUGACCCAGAGCCAGAAAGCUCAGACCUUCCUUCGUCUUCGAUAGUGCCAGCCUUGACACACUCAACAGCCGGAUCCGAAAUUGAUAUCUUCAUCAACAACAAUUCAAGCUUCUCGGACUUUGGACACGAGUCAGGUAUCCCAAACGACAUGGAUAUGUUCUCUGGCAAAAACGAGAGCGAUUUCUUCUUGGACUUCAACGAUGGUAAUGCGACCGAUGUUUUCUUCUAA
Messenger RNA from Talaromyces amestolkiae, 2253 nucleotides. RefSeq lists its product as uncharacterized. Gene Ontology annotation, biological process: regulation of transcription by RNA polymerase II. The transcript is spliced from 2 exons. Gene Ontology annotation, molecular function: DNA-binding transcription factor activity, RNA polymerase II-specific; RNA polymerase II cis-regulatory region sequence-specific DNA binding. NCBI's taxonomy places the organism in Eukaryota, Fungi, Ascomycota, Eurotiomycetes, Eurotiales, Trichocomaceae. The record is from RefSeq and is a predicted model, not a curated record. Gene Ontology annotation, cellular component: nucleus. The coding region runs from base 1 to 2253 and encodes 750 amino acids.